Paralichthys olivaceus (Japanese flounder) is the source of this 1675-nucleotide messenger RNA. RefSeq names its product musculoskeletal, embryonic nuclear protein 1a (gene mustn1a). Gene Ontology annotation, biological process: tissue regeneration; chondrocyte differentiation; chondrocyte proliferation. Gene Ontology annotation, cellular component: nucleus. The record is from RefSeq and is a predicted model, not a curated record. NCBI's taxonomy places the organism in Eukaryota, Metazoa, Chordata, Actinopteri, Pleuronectiformes, Paralichthyidae.
UUUUCACCUUCUUGCAUCUCUGGGAUGUUCUCAGGAGGGAUGUGUAGCCAACAGUUUUAGCAGUGAGCUCAUCAUUUUCUAAUGUAGCAGCAGGGGAGACAGCAUAGCAUGAGAAAAGGCAGAGGGAAGGAGGAGUCUGAACAGUCGUUACAUCAUUUGUUAGUGUUAGAAACAGAUUUAUUGUCCUCUGGAGAAUCUCUGCCUGGUUGUGUAUAUAUGCGAGCUGAACGUACAGGAGGGAAAUAGCAACGGCUGACACAGGAGGAGGAGAGGAACAUUUCUUAUCAGGAUAUUUGAACCUUCUCAACCAUCAUGUCUCAACCAGGUCAGGAAGAGGAUGAACAAAUGCAGCGUCCUGAAGUGACAGAAGAGGAUCUCACUGAGGCAAAGGACAAACUGGGCAGUGGUGGGCCAGCAAAGAGCAAGACGUUUGAAGUAAUGGAGGAGUGCGCGAAAGUGGGGAAAGCUGCUCCCUCUGUGUUCAGUGGCGUGAGGUCCGGAGCAGAGACGGUUUUCAACACACGUUCAGCUGGACCCGUCAGAAAGUAGCAGGGUGACAUCAACACAUGUUCCAUGUUAGGGGGGUUUGACAUGAGUUGAUUUACAGCUGUACUUCAGUCUGUGAAUAAUACUGUUGAAAGAUCGUUUUAGUGGCCUGGUUUUGUUUAUCUCUGUCCUGCUUGUGUUUUGGCACUUGACUGGUUUCUCUAGGUUUACUUUAAAGGUAUAGUGUUGUAGAACUUUGUGAUUUUUGUGUUGGAAUUGCAUGUAGCAGCUGAUCACCCCUCACCUCUCCCUCCCCUUCUAAACAUGAAAAAGAACCUGUGGUGAACUUCAGUUGUCAUAAAAACUCAAAAGGUGUUUAGUUUGUUCAGUCUGGACUAAUGUAAAAAACAUGGCUCCUCCGUAGAGAGGGUCCCCUCCAUGUAAAUAUAAAGUAUUUAAAUAUAAAGGGAAAACUACAAUUCAUACAAUUUAGAUGAAAUGAACUAGUGAAAACAUCAUGAGGAUUAUUCUACACUAAAUUUCCGUUUCACCUAAAUCUUACACACUGGACCUUUAAGACUUUAUAACAUUUUCUAAAAACUGCAAUGAAUGAAAUUUAAGAGUUAUGUUGCGUUAGAUAUGAAAAAAUAUCAGAGACCAAGAAUAAUUGAUAUUUCUGUUAUUGAAGAUUAGGUGAAGUAGCCUAAUCUCCAAACUACAGACACAGUAGGUCUCCAUAUUCUUUGUCCCGGCCAAGCCAAGUGCACAUUGAUCCUGUUUGUAAGUUUUCUUUUGUGUGUAAACAAAUCUGAAACCCACAACUGCUAAAAAAAACUCAGCAUUUCAUUGCCAGCGACUGCUUAAUGUAAUAGUUGUGCAUAUGACAAUAAACCCUUGAAUCUUGAGGUUAAAUAACAAAGGUCAAUCUAUGCAUGUCGCUACAGCAAAAAGCUCAUUUCAAAGCACGACAGAAGUAGUUUUAAAUGAACCUUAACAUAAUCAAGACCUAUCUAAAUGUAUGUAAUGACUUGUACAUAUAAUUUUAACAAACUCAAGUCUUUUUUCAGGCCUAAAAUUCAGUAAUUAAAUUUACUUUUUAAGACCCUGCAGAAACCCUGACUUAAACAGUUUAGUUAUCGAAUGUUCUUCAAUUAAUUUCUGUAUAAAUAUGAGUUUUUUUAAUUAGUCU